AUGUGGAAGGUGCCAGUUAUGCUGCUGGUUUGGGGAAAAGCAUCACUCUGGGUUUCGGCAGCAGCAGCAGCAGCAGCCAACACGGUCAGGCUAACCCCAGGUAUGGAAGACGGCCCGAUGACUCCAGGUGACGGUGAGGAGCCCCGUGAAUCCACUGACUGGACAGCUUUGGUGCCCACAAGUACAAAGCGCACAGACAUUCAUGGAGAGGGUCCUCCAACUUCAGAAAGCACAGUCCAUGCCCAAGAAGAAAGCCGAAGCCCCACGACCUCGAAUGUGGCCAUUCGUUACUCCAUGAGAGACACACGAAAAACAGUUGAGAAAGAUGGCUUGGCGACAGGCCAGUUGGUCGGAGUCACAGAUGGGAUCUUACUAGCCAUUGGAUUUGUUGGUGGGAUCAUCGCUGUGGUUGUGAAAACGUCAGGAAGGUACUCGCCAUAA
Molecule: messenger RNA, 441 nt
Organism: Pteropus alecto (black flying fox)
Lineage: Eukaryota; Metazoa; Chordata; Mammalia; Chiroptera; Pteropodidae
Product: podoplanin-like
Biological process (GO): positive regulation of extracellular matrix disassembly; response to hyperoxia; Rho protein signal transduction
Cellular component (GO): filopodium; apical plasma membrane; basolateral plasma membrane
Molecular function (GO): signaling receptor binding; chemokine binding; protein-folding chaperone binding
Source: RefSeq, a predicted model, not a curated record